This is a messenger RNA of Brassica oleracea var. oleracea, 1084 nucleotides long. Its product is annotated as proteasome subunit beta type-5-B. NCBI's taxonomy places the organism in Eukaryota, Viridiplantae, Streptophyta, Magnoliopsida, Brassicales, Brassicaceae. Gene Ontology annotation, cellular component: proteasome core complex. Gene Ontology annotation, molecular function: threonine-type endopeptidase activity. The transcript is spliced from 8 exons. Bases 66 to 890 code for a protein of 274 amino acids. The record is from RefSeq and is a predicted model, not a curated record.
UCUUCUUCUCGCUUAACCCUUCUUUCUCUCAAUUUGAUUUAUUUUCUUCGACAAGGGUUUUAACAAUGAAGCUUGAUACUAGUGGGUUCGAGACAUCCAUGCCUACGAUUGGAUUCGGCUCGAGCAACGAUAUGCUUGAUGGGUUUUCUACGGUGCCCUCGUUUGAUCUUCCCCGGACUACAGAUUUUGAUGGGUUUCAGAAAGAAGCAGUACAGAUGGUGAAGCCUGCGAAAGGAACAACGACACUCGCUUUUAUCUUCAAAGAAGGUGUCAUGGUUGCUGCUGAUUCUCGUGCUAGCAUGGGUGGAUAUAUCUCCUCACAAUCUGUGAAGAAGAUUAUUGAGAUCAAUCCUUAUAUGCUUGGUACAAUGGCUGGAGGAGCUGCUGACUGCCAAUUCUGGCACAGGAAUCUUGGAAUUAAGUGCCGUCUACAUGAACUGGCAAACAAGAGGAGAAUCUCUGUUUCCGGAGCUUCAAAACUUCUCGCAAACAUGCUCUACUCAUACCGUGGAAUGGGACUUUCCGUCGGCACCAUGAUUGCUGGAUGGGACGAAACUGGUCCUGGACUAUACUAUGUCGACAACGAAGGAGGAAGACUCAAGGGAGACAGGUUUUCAGUUGGUUCUGGUUCGCCAUACGCUUACGGUGUACUAGACAGCGGAUACAAGUUCGAUAUGUCAGUUGAAGAAGCUUCCGAGUUGGCAAGGAGAUCAAUCUAUCAUGCGACAUUCCGUGAUGGAGCCAGUGGUGGUGUUGCUAGCGUGUACCACGUGGGUCCUAAUGGAUGGACGAAACUGUCAGGAGACGAUGUUGGGGAGCUACACUAUCACUACUACCCCGUGCCACCAGCCAUUGCGGAACAGGUCAUGGAGGAAGCAGCUGCCGAGUAAAACUAAGACUUUCUUUUACUUCCUAAUCAAUUCACUCCCUUUCUUUAGCUUAAGCUCUGGUGUUCACUCUAUUAAGAUUCUCCUUUUUAUUUUCUGCAAACACAUAUUCUCUUUACUUUGUUCAAACAGCUUUUUCAACUCUUCAGUCUUUGUUUCAACCGUGAAAUUAGGAACAUAAGUUGAAUAAUUAUAAA